This is a messenger RNA of Pseudophryne corroboree (corroboree frog), 2498 nucleotides long. Its product is annotated as oocyte zinc finger protein XlCOF7.1-like. Gene Ontology annotation, molecular function: RNA polymerase II cis-regulatory region sequence-specific DNA binding; DNA-binding transcription factor activity. The record is from RefSeq and is a predicted model, not a curated record. Lineage: Eukaryota; Metazoa; Chordata; Amphibia; Anura; Myobatrachidae. The transcript is spliced from 7 exons. Gene Ontology annotation, biological process: regulation of transcription by RNA polymerase II. Bases 126 to 2393 code for a protein of 755 amino acids.
CCUGUGCCCCAAGCCUCGUUUCCAGCCGUGUGCGCUCUGCCUCUCAAUUCCCCGGUGAUUGCUGCCAGUGACCGGCUCAUCUGCUGCAACUACUGUGCAGUGAGGACUGAGAGGAAAAUUACUGGAUGGUGAAACCUGUCCUGUAUAAAUCAAUGAGGAUGGACAAGGAGAGGAGUCCUGUGACUGAGAGGAUAUUACAUCUCACCCUGGAGAUCAUCUACCUGCUGACUGGGGAGGGUUACACAGUGGUGAAGAAGACAUCCAGUGACUGUGUGACACCAAGCAGUUGUCCCCGUGUGUUAGGAGGACUGAGCAGGACCCAGAGCCCCAUCACGGUGCCUCAACCUCACUCACUGAUACAUGAGAGGUACAAUGACCAGAAGAUCCUGGAAGUCACCAACAAGAUCAUUCAGCUGCCUGCUGGAGAGGUUCCUAUAAGGUGUCAGGAUGUCACUUUCUGUUUUUCCAUGGAGGAAGGGGAGUAUAUAGAGGAACACAAGGGUCUGUAUAAGGACGUGAUGAUGGAGAAUCACCGGCCCCUCACAUCACUGGAUGGAUCCAGUAACAGAGAUACCCCAGAGAGAUGUCCCCUUCCUCUGUAUUCCCAGGAUUGUACAGAGGAGAAUCACAGGACCCCACAGGAGGAUCAGGGUGAAGGUCUGACUGAUAUUAAGACAGAAGAUAUAGAGCAAGAAGAAAAGACGUAUGUGACUGCUAAUAAUGCAGAAGAUAUAGAGGAAGAAGAAGAGACGUAUGUGACUGAUAAUAAGGCAGAAGAUAUAGAGGAAGUAGAAGAAAUUUAUUUUACUUAUAUAAAGGCAGAAGAUAUAGAGGAAGAAGAGGCGUAUGUGACUGAUAAUAAGGCAGAAGAUACAGAGGGAGAAGAAGAGACGUAUGUGACUGAUAAUAAGACAGAAGAUAUAGAGGAAGAAGAAGAGACGUAUGUGACUGAUAAUAAUACAGAAGAUAUAGAGGAAGAAGAAGAGACGUAUGUGACUGAUAAUAAUGCAGAAGAUAUAGAGGAAGUAGAAGAAAUUUAUUUUACUUAUAUAAAGGCAGAAGAUAUAGAGGAAGAAGAAGAGACAUAUGUGACUGAUAAUAAGGCAGAAGAUAUAGAGGAAGAAGAGACGUAUGUGACUGAUAAUAAGGCAGAAGAUAUAGAGGAAGAAGAAGUGACGUAUGUGACUGAUAAUAAGGCAGAAGAUAUAGCGGAAGAAGAAGAGACGUAUGUGACUGAUAAUAAGGCAGAAGAUAUAGAGGAAGAAGAAGAGACGUAUGUGACUGAUAUUAAGACAGAAGAUAUAGAGGAAGAAGAAGAGACGUAUGUGACUGAUAUUAAGACAGAAGAUAUAGAGGAAGAAGAAGAGACGUAUGUGAGAGGUGAUCAGAAGUGUAAGGAGGAGGAAAUCCCUACAGGUAACAGCACAAAUGGAUGUAGCAGCCGGAAUGUGUCAGAGGUUCAUCUCGUUUUAACUGAAAAUUGUGACAUAGAUGAUGAUGACAUCACACAAGAUUCUCCUGGAGAAAACCCAAUCACCCCAAUUAUACACCUAGUACCUCACCAUACUGAUAUAUCAUCUGAUCUCUCUGGUCAUGAGGAAUAUUCUGAUAAUGCUGAGAUUGCUACAUCUGUUACAUCUCUUACAGUAGAUACAAUGUUUUCCUGUUCUAUAGAUACACAGAACACAAAGUGGAUUACCCAUCAGCCAGCUAAGGAAGAUGAGAGGCAAUUUCCGUGUUCUGAGUGUGGAAAAUAUUUUAGAUAUAAAUCACAAUUAAUUAUACAUCAGAGAUAUCACACUGGUGAGAAACCAUUUUCAUGCUCUGAGUGUGGGAAAUGUUUUACAAUUAAAUCAAAUCUUGUCACACAUCUGAGAAGUCACACUGGCGAGAAGCCAUUUCCAUGCUCUCAGUGUGGGACAUGUUUUAUAGGUAAAUCACAACUUGUCACACAUCUGAGACGUCACACUGGCGAGAAGCCAUUUCCAUGUUCUGAAUGUGGCAAAUGUUUUACACGGAAAUCAGGUCUUGUUAAACAUCAGAGAUGUCACACAGGUGAGAGGCCAUUUUCAUGUUACGAGUGUGGCAAAUGUUUUACAAAUAAAUCACAUUUAAUUAAUCAUGAGAGAUGUCACACAGGUGAAAAACCAUUUGCAUGCCCUCAGUGUGGGAAAUGUUUCACAGAGAGAUCAAGUCUUGUCACACAUCUGAGACGUCACACUGGCAAGAAGCCAUAUCCAUGUUCUGAAUGUGGGAAAUGUUUUUCAGAUAAAUCAAGUUUAACCUUUCAUGAGAGACUCCACACAGGUGAGAAACCAUUUGCAUGUCCUGAGUGUGGGAAAUGUUUUAUGCGGAAAUCGUAUCUUGUUACACAUCAGCAAAAACACAGGUGAGAGGCCAUUUCCGUGUCCUGAGUAAGUGGAUCUACUGAGGUGAUACCUUGUGUAUUUGCAAGUGAGAAUACUUUAUCCAAAGAAUAAACCUCAGUAAGCAUAUUA